CAGACUCCUCAAUCUCUUCCGUUCCGUCCUUCCCCGAACUCGCUCAAAACCCUAGCCAAACGCCACAGGGUCGCCGCCGGUCGCCCGGCCGCAUCCGCUGCCGCCGCUGCCGCCGGGGACGAUGGCGAAGCCUCGGCGUGGCCGCUCCGCGUCUCGCUCCACCUCGGGAUCUUCCUCCCGCUCGCCGUCCCACUCCGUCUCCUCCGGCUCCGUCUCGUCCCGCUCCCGCUCCUUCUCGUCGUCGUCGUCCCAGUCCCGGAGUCGCUCCCCUCCUCCUGCUAAGCGCAGUUCGCCUGGAGCACGGAAAGGACGAUCACCUUCACCGCCCCCUAAAAAGGGUUCACCUUCAAAAAAAGUUCGUUCGCCAUCACCACCCCCUAAAAAGGCUUCACCCCCUAGGAAAGCGUCGCCUCCUGCUGAGUCGGUUGUUCUCUGCAUUGAUCAUUUAUCAAGGAAUGUUAACGAAGCUCAUCUGAAAGAGAUAUUUGGGAACUUUGGUGAAGUGGUGAAUGUGGAGCUAUCAAUGGACCGAAUGGUUAACCUUCCUCGUGGCUAUGGAUAUAUUGAAUUCAAGAAGAGAGCUGAUGCUGAGAAGGCUCUACUUUACAUGGAUGGUGGUCAAAUUGAUGGAAAUGUUGUUAAGUUGAGGUUCACUCUUCAACCACGCCAAAGGGCUGUAUCACCUAUGAAAGCUCCACCCCCUCCUCCAAAACGAGAUGUUGCUCAGAUUGAAAAAGGUCUUAGCAGUGCUGAAAAGGAUGCCCAGCAGCGUCCUAGGGAAUCAUCUCCACGAAGGAAGCCAGCUUCACCACCGCGGAAACGAUCUCCAAAUCGAAGGGCUGAAUCGCCCAGGCGUCCACCUGACCCAUCACCUAGGCGUCGUCCUGAUUCUCCGCCUAUUCGUCGCCGACCAGAUCCUUCUCCUGUCAGGCGUGGUGGCACACCUCCUCGCAGGAGACCACUGUCUCCAGUUAGAAGGCGUUCUCCUUCACCACCUAGGAGGCAUAGGUCACCGAUGCGUCCUUCACCUAGGAGGGGACGUGGCAGUCCUUCACCACGCAGGCGCUCCCCUGGGCCUCUUAGGCGGCGCUCGCCACCUCCAAGGCGUUUGAGGAGCCCACCAAGAAGGCCACCACCUCCACGUCGCUAUAGUCGAUCUCCUCCUCGCCGACCCCUUCGCUCCAGAUCGAUUUCUCCAAGAAGGGGACGAGGGCCUCUCUUGAGGCGUGGUAGGUCAGGCUCAUCAUAUUCUCGAUCACCUACUCCACCGCCAAGAAAGGGGCCAAGAAGGGUAUCAAGGAGUCGCAGCCCUAGAAGGCCUCCCAGAGGAAGAAGCAUCUCUAGUGACAGCCGAAGCAGCAGUUCUCCUUCCCCUAGACGUGGCAGGUAGAAGGAACCCGUUGCAUUGUGUAUCCGGCAGGUAAAGCCUUUUAUCCCCUGACUCAGAUCAAGUGUUGGUUUGAGGAGAAGAUAAAAGAACCCUACGGCAAUGCUUCCAGUGGAUCUGCUUAACAUGCCUGGUGGGCUCACUGGCUUGUGAUUUGUACCCGAGACAGAAUUAUCUGCCAUGUGACAUCUGGCUCAUGUACUUGAUUGUACCCCAAGUAUGUUGAACUUGUUUCCGCACAGGAGUCUGGAUCUUUUUUUUUUGCAUUAAACCAUUGUGCUACUUGGUCUAAAGCGUUACUGGGUCUUUCGUUUCAGGAGUCUGGAUCUUUUUUUUUUUGCAUUAAAUCAUUGUGCUACUUGGUCUAAAGCCUUACUGGGUCUUUCGUUUCAGGUGUUGAAAGGUUUCAUCUACUUUGUUGGAAGGAGUUUUUCAACAUUCCCAUUGUAUUAUGAUUCCGUUGAUCAAGCAAUUUGUGUAUGCGCAGGCGCACGCACAGCGUACACCUUUUCUAAUCUGAAAAGAGUUGUCAUUUUGCCAAACCCCGCCCUGCUUGUUGCCCUGUCCCAUCAGUCAUUGGUUUACUGACGCGACGCAACGCCGUUUCCUACAACAUCCUCAUCGCCGCCUACUCUCGCGCGGGCCUACCUGGCGACAUUCGCGCGCUAGGAACGGCAAUGUAGGGUAUUGGGCGUACCCACGUGACGGCAGAAAAACAUAUUGAUGUUCUUCUAAGGGCUCAGUCCCUUUGGGACCAAGGGUAAUGAAUGGAAUUUUGAGGGGAUCAAAAUCCCUUACUAUUUAAAAUUGAAUAUUGAGGGAUUAUGGUCCUCUUAAUCCCGUUCAUUACACAUACACUUGCUGUCGAAGAAGUGGAAUGUUGGGACUUAUGACUCAUCUAUUUGUAAAAUUGUCUCAAAUAGUUAAAUGACACAAGAUUAUAUUUGACAUUUCUAUGCUCGUAAUUGAAGGAGAGUAAAAUUGGUGUAACUGGAUAUAUGUACUGCCUUGCCUUGUGAAAGGAUCACGAUGUACAAAUGGAAUGGAGGGACAAAUUAGACUUU
This is a messenger RNA of Zea mays, 2451 nucleotides long. RefSeq lists its product as uncharacterized. The record is from RefSeq and is marked provisional. Gene Ontology annotation, cellular component: cytoplasm; nucleoplasm; ASAP complex. Lineage: Eukaryota; Viridiplantae; Streptophyta; Magnoliopsida; Poales; Poaceae. Gene Ontology annotation, molecular function: RNA binding. Gene Ontology annotation, biological process: mRNA splicing, via spliceosome.